Messenger RNA from Dibothriocephalus latus, 1278 nucleotides. The record is from the annotation of a GenBank genome assembly. NCBI's taxonomy places the organism in Eukaryota, Metazoa, Platyhelminthes, Cestoda, Diphyllobothriidea, Diphyllobothriidae.
AUGCCAAAGAAUCCUGAAGAUAAAAAGUUUAAAUUUGAGACCGAGGUCAACGUCAUCGCUACAGGCCAAGUUGGAAAGGGCACGACAUUUACGGCACAGGAAAUUGAAAAGCUAUCUCAGUCAAAGAAGAAAGACAAAAGACCCAAACCGACGGCCUCCAAAGUCUAUGGCAAUAGGAUUGUCUUUAAAGACAAAGUAGCUGGUGGCGAAAAACAGAGGAAAAAGAAGAAGUUGGCGUUCUCAAACUUCAAACUCCUUUCUCGCUCUGCCAAUGACGGGCGCAUCGUAUUUGUGCACUAUGAAAAGGACCAACGUGGCUAUUACAUUGUCAUGGGUCUCAAGGAUUCCGCUGCAGCUGAAAAAUUUGUCAAGGCAGUUCAGAUGGGGAAUGGGAAUGUGAAGAUACUCGAGGAUGAAGACGAGUCUCCCAAAGAAGAUGCUCCUUCGGUCAACAUGUCAACCACCUCAAAACGUGACCAAGAUACUAACGAAUGGAUUAAUAAAAGCUUUUCAGAAAUGAGUGUUUCUCAGAGUCGUAAUUCUCCGCAGAGAGUUGAAGAGUUCCACUCCUAUAAUCCCACGAAGCGCACUCACACCCCAACAACACCAGCAGUUAGCCGAACUCCCAGACAGUGCAGCCCUGACAGGCGAUACAGUCCAUCUCUAUUCCAGAUCUAUGGUGUACCGGCCAAGGAGACCUAUAUUUCAACGGGGGAUGAUAAUGAAAGCCAGGCCUCCUUUGACGGCAAUGACGGUGGCUCAGAGCGUAUGCGUUAUCCGUCACCGCGGGUGCCCCCUGCUGGAUAUCAGAGGUUUACUCCAGGUCCAAAUGUAGAGUACCACCGCAAGGGCCCUGCAACCUACAGUAGCGAUAGAGACGAGUGGCUGGAAGACGCAAUCAACGCUGAGCGUCGUUCCCGUCGGGGAAAGUCUAGCCUGGUUACUCCGCCCACCGAUGCGCAAAGGAGGAUGCUAGUGUCACCAACGUACUCUAAUCGGGCCCGCAGUGCGUCACGUCAAAGCUCCCGUUCAAGGCGAAGUUCCCGGCCCAAGCAGAUUCCCCUCUCGGAGGAUGAACGCGACUCAGAGAGUUCUGGAAGUAGCGAUGAGGAUGAGGAGGAGUUUUCUUUGUCUUCCAGCUCAGUUACCAUCAACGACGGCGACUUCGAGCCGGCAGAGGAGGCAGAAGACGAUAUGGACAUGAAUAAUCAUUCUUCAAUGAGAAUGCGGGAGGGCAGUCGAGCUCCUUCUGCUGCGACUUACUCCAGACGCUUGUAA